AUGUGGGGUAGCAAAAUAUUUACAAUAUUAAUAAUCUCUACUUCUGUAUGGUGCCUUGAUAAUAUUACGGUAGAUCUUCUGACUCCUGUAGCUGAGUUUGGAGAGGCUUGUGGAUAUCAGGCUUGCCCGAUUAUUCAGCCGAACUUCCUGAAUGUCCACGUUGUUCCUGCAACCCAUGCCGAGUUGGCUGGUCACAUGAAUUUCUACCAGUUCUAUGAAGGCGUCCGCCGCAUGGUCUACCAACUUAUCCGACAAGGAAGACUGUACUUCGUAGGUGGGGGUUGGGGGAUGAGUGAUGAAGCUUCAGCCCACUAUCACGCUAUCAUCGAUCACUACACUUACGGCCUCAGAAAACUCAACGCUACCUUCCUGGAGUGCGGUAGACCCCUGGUCACCUGGCAAUCUGAUACCUUCGGACACUCAAGAGAAUUCGCAUCUCUGAUGGCGCAGAUGGGCUUCGACGGACACUUCAUCAGCCCUAUCAGCUUCGAUGAUGAACUGGCCAGAAUGAGAUCUAAAAGUUUGGAGUUUAUUUGGAGAGGGAGUGAUGAUCUGGGAGCUGAGUCAGAUAUCUUCACCCACAAACUCUUUGACGGGUACUGGUCUCCUCCAGGGUUCUGCUUCGGCCUUGAAUGCAAUGACCCGCUUAUUGUGACUACAGACUACCAGUUCAACAACGUUAUAGACAGAGUCGUAGAGUUUGCUAAGCUGAUGCAGGUCCGCCAAGGUCCUUACUACACAACCAAUAACAUUAUGGUGAUUAUGGGACAAAGAAUGGGAUACUUUGAUUCACACGUUUGGUUCGCAAAUAUUGACAAGUUGAUUAUGGGUGUAAACCAAGCAAGGCCGAAGAAGGGACUUCGGUUGCGUCUGACAUACUCCACUCCUGCCUGCUAUUUAAAGGAAGUUCAAAAGGCUGAACCUACGUUAAGGACGAAACAGGACGAUUUCUUUCCUAUGGCUUACGACAAGGACACACACUUCACAGGAAUGUACUACUCGCGUCCCAUCCUCAAGUACCAUGCUCGGGAAAUCCAUUCACUCAUGGUGAUAGCAAAACAGUUGCAAAUGUUUGGGCAUCUGAAGAACAACGACCAACUCUUCGAAGAUAUUCAGUGGAUAGCUGGAGCUAUGCUUGAUCAUACAAUAUUAACUGGUGGUCUACAUAACUUCGUAAGUAAAUACUACACCGUCAAAGUUCACAAAGCCAAACAUUUGUGUAUGAAAAUAAUUAAUUCAGCUUUAAACAAACUUCGCAGAGCUCCCACCAACACCACGUAUCACAUGUGUCCUUUUAAUGUAACCAGCUGCUACACAACCUCAAGCUACAAAUCCUAUAUCGUAAUCUACAACCCCCUGGUGUGGCAGGUGACCCUUCCAGUGAGGUUGCCAGUUCACAGACUCAAAUAUAAUCUGUACGAUAACAAAGGUGAAAAAGUAAACCAUUCCAUUGUGUCAAUACCAGAAAUCGUUAAGCAUAUUCCAGAAAGAACUCAAAUAAGUCACUCUCCAGCCAUGAAUGAUGAGUUGGUGUUCAUAGCUGAGGAUAUACCAGCAAUGGGCUUCCGUUCUUAUUACUUGGAAGUAGAAAGUUCUAGACAUAAGCGCGAGGUGAUUAAAAAGAUGGCGAAAAAGAAGAAGAGGAAGUACCUGACGAGGCAGACGAACGUUGUGAAGGCAUCUGAUGAUAAUCUGAUGAAUGCUUAUGAUGAUGAUGAUUAUUUAGAAGAAAUGACAGACCGACCAACGAUAAUAGAAUUUGCUAACAUCACAAGGAGUACUCAGAGCCCGAGGGAUUAUGAUUUCAUGCUGCCAAUGAGGCUUUCAAAUUCAAGUCUAUCUACCGACGCUACUAACAAUGAACACGAUAGUUAUGAAGAAACUAUUUUGAGAAACACUUCCCAGUAUUUAAUACCUACCCGUCGAGUACACCCCAUGAGAACCACUGAGAAUCCUCAUAAUCCACACAGAACACAAAGGCCUUCCAAUACUUAUGUAACCGAAGAAUCGGUUAAUGAUACCACUACCGAAGCCAUCCCUACCACUUCUACAACCACAUCUACCACCACUUCUACAACUCCAGAUUACUAUGAUGAACUGAUUCGAAACAGCACCAAUGACGAAGAAAGUGUAGGAGAGAUGACAUGGGCAGAAGAGAUCGUCUUCCGAAAGUUGGAGAGAAGUGGUUACCUUAGUGUCAAUUCCCCGGAUAAUUUUAUUAAAAAUGAACACAUAAAGAUCAACGUGGAUCAAACUUUAGGCAAAAUCAUAAGCAUAGCCUUGUCUAAUGGAGUAUACAUGAAUUUAGACAUCAAAAUGAUGUACUUUGUAUCUGAUGAUCCCGACCAGAUGGGGACUACUAAGAAAAGGCCAGGAGCCUUCGUCUUCAGACCCAUGGACCCGAAUCCGGAAUCUACAUCAAAUAAUCCAAUUUUGAAGGUUAUUAAAUCUGAAUUCGUACAUGAAGUGCAAAUUAAAUUCUCGACAUAUACAGCAACAUCUUUAAGGUUAUAUAAAGAUUUGCCAUAUGUCGAAGUGGAUUGGGUAGUUGGACCCAUCCCAGUCCAGGAUGGGUUGGGCAAAGAUAUUUUUAUCAGAUAUACCACAGACUUGGAGAAUAAUGGUGUAUUUUAUACGGACAGUAAUGGUCGACAGACGAUUAAGAGGAUAAAGAAUUUACGAGCUACGUACACCCCCGUCAAUUCAGAUGUAUCAAGCAAUUUUUACCCAAUAACAUCCAAAGUGUAUAUCGAAGAUACUGAUAAAAACAUUCGAUUUUCCGUCUUUCCUGACCGUGCAGAAGGAUGUACAUCUCUGAACCAAGGCGAAAUAGAUAUAAUGCUUCACAGAAGAAUUCUCACAUCUGACACUGUACUGAGUGGAAUUGUAAACGAAACUGAAUUUGGUGGAAUAGGCCUUAUUGUCAGAGGAAACCAUCGCUUGUACCUAUCCAAAGCCGACUAUAAACCCAACAAGUUCUUCGAAAAGAAAUUUGCCAAGGAACUUGAAUUACGUCCCCAGGUCUUUACAUCUGCACACCCUUAUUUCGAUCCAAGUAUUACUUUCAAGAAUUGGUCUUCAUAUAGAAACGAAUAUUCAGCUUUAAAAAAGAAGUUACCAAAUGGCGUUCACGUUUUAUCGUUCGAAAAAUGGAACCAUCAACUGUUGAUUCGUUUGGAAAAUUAUUUAGAAUUGAAAGAUGUGGUCAGAAACGGUAUCAAAAUGAUUAAUAUUUUAGGUUUGUUCAAAAAUUACAUAAUAACUAGUUGUAAAGAGACUAUGUUGGGAACUAAUAUUUGGAAAUCUGAUCACGUUAAAAUGCAAUGGCAAAAAGAUAAAUUUGUCAAAAAUUUUAAUGAUGUUUUUGGUAAUUCGAGUAAUUUGGAGUUUGUUGAAGAUGUUGAAAAACCGUAUGAUAAAGUUGAUUUGACAGUGGGUAUAGAAUUAUCUCCGCAACAAAUAAGGACGUUUAUAUGCAGUUAUGAACUUCCUCGUGAGCUGUCCUAA
Molecule: messenger RNA, 3507 nt
Organism: Arctia plantaginis
Lineage: Eukaryota; Metazoa; Arthropoda; Insecta; Lepidoptera; Erebidae
Source: the annotation of a GenBank genome assembly